Messenger RNA from Oryzias latipes (Japanese medaka), 4028 nucleotides. RefSeq names its product signal transducer and activator of transcription 4 (gene stat4). Gene Ontology annotation, molecular function: DNA binding; DNA-binding transcription factor activity. Gene Ontology annotation, biological process: regulation of DNA-templated transcription; signal transduction. Lineage: Eukaryota; Metazoa; Chordata; Actinopteri; Beloniformes; Adrianichthyidae. The record is from RefSeq and is a predicted model, not a curated record.
UUGAACCUGAAGUUCCAGAAACAGUGGGAGUCUUGAUUCAAAGAGCAAGACAAUAUGUUAGUUUGUUAGUUUAGUUUUUCUUUUAUUAUUAUUAUUAUUUGAAUGACUAUUGUGUAGUUAUUCAAAUAUUCAAAUCGGUUCUUUGGAUUCCUCCUUAUUGUUAUAAUCAUUUUUAUAAGUAAGAAUUAAACUGACAAACCCUCUGGGAACAACAGUAGGUGAUGGCGCAGUGGCAGGAGCUGCUGCGGCUGGACUUCGCGCUGCAGAGCUCGGUCAGUCAGCUGUAUGAGGGCAAGUUUCCCCGGGAGAUCCGCCACUGGCUGAGCGCCUGCAUCGAGAGCCAGGACUGGGACUCAGCAGCCGUGGAUGAGAGCAAAGCUGUCAUGUGCCUACAUGCUCUCCUGAAGCAUUCGGAGGAACAGUGGAACAUCUUGCUUAAAGGGAAAAUCCUCCUGCAAGGACCAGAUUUUUUAUGGAUGAAUAACUACCUGCUGAUGCAUUUUCAAAAUGAGCCAUUGAAGAUGGCUAUGAUUCUUUCUGAAUGCUUAAAAGAGGAAAGGAAAAUUCUGGCAUCAGCCAAUUCAACAGAGGGUUGUAGUAAUCCAGGAAUGCAGCUAAAGUGGAAAGAGCUGGAUAACCAGAUAACUGACCUGAAACAAAGAGUCUUGGAAGUAAAGAAACAAACAAAGAUCCUGGAGAGCCUGAAUGAAAAGCUUGACUUCAUACAAAAGACAUGGCCAAGUAAAGUUGAGCAGAACACAGGACUGGCUCAGUCUAGGGCUGUGGUGGAGCAGGAAUGUGUGAAGCAGACUGCCAUUAUACAUCAGAGAAAGCAGUUUGUGCUGGAACAGCUUGUAAGCAUUUUAAACCAGACUUCUAAAAUAGAGGAAACGCUCCUCGAAGAAGAGCUGCCUGAGUGGAAGCGUAGGAAUCAGCUUGCAUGCAUUGGAUGUCCGACUGACACCUCCCUGGAGCUUCUGCAGAAUUGGUUUACGAAUGUUGCUGAGGUCCUCCUCAGAGUCCGUGAGCUGCUACAAAAACUGCAGGAGCAGAGCAACACAUACAGCAACAAUGACACCUCCAGCUUCUCUGCUUCAGUUGCAGAGAUCGAGAAAUUUACUCUGCUGCUGAUAACGAGACUUAUCGAAAAUGCUCUGGUGGUUGAGAGACAGCCUUUCAUGCAGAAUUUAACACCUCGUCCCCUGAUCCUGAAGCUUGGGGUGCGCUUCACAGUGACAGUUAGAUUCUUGGCCAACCUACCUGACUUUAAAUUCCUGCUUAAAGUCAAACCAGGAUUUUCCAGGGAUGUUGAAGAACCCAACACAACAAAUGGGUCCCGUCUUUUUGAGUUCACCAGGGACGACAGUAAAGUGCUAGAUGUAGACACUCCAGGUGGAGGAUUAAUGGCAGAAUUUGCUCACAUGUCUCUCAAAGAAAAAAAAUCAAAGUCUAAAGGCACAAAUGAGAGUUAUCUGGGAGUCACAGAAGACCUCCACAUCAUUCGUUUUGAGACGGUGUUGCAUCACAACGGACAGACCUAUAACAUUAACACCACCUCCCUUCCUGUGGUCGUCAUCACCAGCAGCAGUCAGGUUCCCAGUGCCUGGGCUUCCAUCAUGUGGUGGAACAUGCUUUGCACCAGUAAAUCUAUGAACCUGUCCCUGUUCCUUGAACCUCCACCUCUGUCCUGGCAGCAUCUCUCACAGCUCCUCAGCUGGCAGUUUCUGUCUGUUGCCCAACGAGGACUCGAUGAGGACCAACUCUCCAUGCUGAAAGAAAAACUAGUGGAUAAUCCUGAUGACCUUGUUCACUGGGGCAAGUUCUCCAAGAAUGAAAGUGCCUGGAUUUGGAUUGAUGCAAUUCUAAGUUUAAUCAAAAAACACCUGGCUGAUCUUUGGCGGGACGGGCACAUCAUGGGAUUCGUAAGCAGGCGAAGAACCAAGCUCCUGCUGCAGGGUAAACCCAAUGGAACAUUCCUGAUUCGUUUCAGUGAGAGUGUGAAGAAUGGAGCCAUCACUUUCAGCUGGGUGGAUAGCUCCACUGGAGAAGCCCACGUUCAUUCAGUUGAGCCCUACACCAGGCAGGAGCUUUCACUCUUGUCUCUGCCUCAUGUCAUUACCCGUUACAGUCUGACAGCGCGCGGAAAGACAAGUAACCCUCUAAUCUAUCUUUACCCCGACAUCCCCAAAGACCAGGUGUUUGGAAAAUACUCCAAGGAAUCCGAACCAGGGGCUCCUAAGAUAAAUAUGAAAGAAUACGUCCAGAGAAUACUCACCGUUACUUCAGAUGAAACAACACCCCCUCCUUCUCCACCAAAUGGGAUGUCCGACAUGGAUUUUGACAUUCCCAAUCUUGAUGCUGGUCAGGAGGAAAUCUUGAAUGAUUUACUCGGCAUUUCUGAAUCUGACGCCGUCUUCUUUCCGUAUGGAGGAAUUCCCUACAUGGAUAUGUUCAUGUCUUAAAAUAUUACAGCUUAUAUAAACAUGCCAUAAUCUUCCUUUUACCACCUUGUGUGCUAUAAUUGGCCAUAGAAUCAAAAACAGAUUACGGUACACUGAGAAUCCUUAUCUGUUAAGCACAAAUCUCUGCGUAAUUUGUGAAUACCAUUGCUUUAUCACAGUUUUUAAGGAGACAAAUAUUACAAAAUCUUCUUAAUAUUUAGAAAUGUUAUUUGGAUUUUUAUGUUAUUCAAUGGUUUAAAAUGUAAUGAAAAUCUUGUGUUGGUUUUAAACUUUUCUAACAAUCUUACAAUAAACAAUAAGAAUCUAACAAUAAUAAAAACAAAAUAGUAGAAACAGCCUCUAUUAGCAAUUUUGAGCCUCUAUUAGCAUUAGCAAAACAGCCAUACAAUAUUGCAACAACAAAAAAACUUCAAAAGUAAAACUACAUUAAGAUUAAUGUUGAACACAGCUGUGUUUAAAAGCCAGGGAUGAGAAGUGGAUUUUAAGUGAAGGAUCAAAGCAAGAAAAUGUUACAGCAGCUCUGAUGUGAAGAAGGAAACCGCUAAAUCAUUUAGGAGCAAAAGUCUGGCACAAAGUCUGGAGUUUGAAACUUUUAGAGGAAGCUGGGUAGAAGAUGUUAAAUUUAUUUCUGGAGCUGAUAAUUGUGAUGGAGCCAAACUACUAAAAGCUUUGAAAACAAUUACAAAAACCUUAAGAUGGAUCCCAAAAUUAAAACUACGUGAGUGGAGGGCAGCAAGUAAAGGGGUGAUGAGAUCAUUCAAAACUAAAUUCUCCACAAAUUAGUGGAGUAAAUAUUUAAGUCUAGAAAAAGAAUGUAAAUUUAUUUUCAUUUUUUUGUGAGAACCAUUACAAAACUGAUCAGAAAAAAAUGGUUAUUGUCACUUGUCUUGGCUACCAGAACAUUUUAGACCUUAUUGAGAUUUUGUUUACCAUGUGGUAUGUGUAAAUUAUCCACAUAUUUUAGAUUACGGUACAAAAACAUAGUAAAAUAUAUGAUGUAUUCAUACAUUACAUUAAAAUAAGUGUGCCGCAGUGUUAACACCUCCAGGUGGGUAAAUAUGCUGUAUGCUGUUCAAAGCAAUUUAUAGCAGAACAUGAUACUGUUUCAUCUUUUGUGGGUAAGACCUGAGCUACUUUGAAGUACAUCCAACAAUUCUUUUACAAGAUUGAUUAAACAGCAUUAGUUUAAUUUUCGAAAAAUGUUUUACAUUUUAGUUCACACUUUUAGAACCCUACAUGAUCUGAUUCCCCAUUAUAUCUUUGAGAUUUUAGAAUACCUCGUCAAAUUUACUUGGUGGUCUCCCACACACAUUUUAAAACCUGAAGGGAUCACGUGUUCUAAACAAUAGCUCCCAAAAAAUCUGCUAUACCUUUUGUUUUUUGGUAAUGAACUUACUGAAUUAAAGCUAAAGCUUACAUGCAACUAGACAGGUUGCUUUUUGUUUGAUAUCAGCAACACUGAAAAAAGAACAUUGUCUAUGUUGUGAAAUAUUUGUAAUAUGCUGUAAUACGCAAACUCUACAUCACAAGUGUAUUCUUUGUAUUAAAAGAACUUAUUUAAACUUU